Messenger RNA from Parathielavia appendiculata, 2945 nucleotides. RefSeq names its product MCM-domain-containing protein. The coding region runs from base 167 to 2791 and encodes 874 amino acids. NCBI's taxonomy places the organism in Eukaryota, Fungi, Ascomycota, Sordariomycetes, Sordariales, Chaetomiaceae. Gene Ontology annotation, molecular function: single-stranded DNA binding; 3'-5' DNA helicase activity; single-stranded DNA helicase activity. Gene Ontology annotation, cellular component: MCM complex; nucleus. The record is from RefSeq and is a predicted model, not a curated record. The transcript has 3 exons. Gene Ontology annotation, biological process: DNA replication; double-strand break repair via break-induced replication; mitotic DNA replication initiation.
GCGGGAAGCCAGCAUUUGUUACCCAAUUUCUCAAUUUGCAUGCCCGCCACCCAACUUGACAAAGGGGACGCAGCAUUUUUCGCCUUUGCAACACCACAAUUCUAGACUCUUGUCCCGGUCACCUGUUAAAUUCUAGUCGUACAUCACUAUCGGGGCAGCAGAAAACAUGAGUUCCCCCCUUCGCGAGCACCCAUCCUCAGCCAACCGUGGAGUUCCGCCUAGCCGCGCAGGCCGGAAGCGGGCGCGCACUAACGGCGAAGAUGGCGCUUCCUCGGUCGGCGCAUCCAGCCCUAUCAUGCCCUCCUCCCCGCCCGCCUUCAACAUUGCACACGGCGGCGACGAUGACGAUGACAUCGAAGAGGAUGUCGAGAUUCAGGAUGACAUUGACGACCUCGACGAGAUGGCCGAGGACGAUGUUGAUCUGUUUCGAGAGGGCUUCGAGCGGGAUUACCGCGAGAGGGAGGACGACGCCUACGAAGGUAUCGAUAUCGACGACGAAGGCGAAUACGAGGCCCUGAGCCUGGGCGAAAGGCGGCGCCUCGAGGCACAGUUGAACCGCAGAGAUCGUGAAGUCGCCAGGAGACAGCGCAUCCCCGCUGCUUUCCUUCCCAGCGAGGACGACGAUCGUGACAUUGACCUCACUGCCCAGCCCCGCCGCCGCAGGCAUCGCUACGAUGAGGACCCCGACGAGGACAUGGAUGCCGACAUCAUGGACGAGGAGCUCUCCCUCGAGGCCCUUCACGAUGUCAAGGCUUCCAGCUUGACCGAUUGGGUGGCACAGCCAGCUGUGCAGCGGACCAUCAAGAGAGAGUUCAAGGCAUUCCUCACAGAGUACACCGACGACAGCGGCUCCUCCGUCUACGGAAACCGCAUCCGCACCCUCGGAGAAAUCAACGCCGAGACGCUGGAAGUCUCAUACGAGCAUCUCUCCACUUCCAAGGCCAUCCUCGCCUAUUUUCUCGCCAAUGCACCGGCCGAGAUGCUCAAACUAUUCGACGAAGUGGCCAUGGAUGUCGUGUUGCUGCACUACCCCGACUACGAGCGCAUCCAUUCAGAGAUCCAUGUUCGCAUUUUUGAUCUUCCGGUCCACUACACCCUCCGCCAGCUUCGCCAGUCACACCUCAACUGCCUUGUGCGCGUGAGCGGUGUCGUGACCAGGAGGUCCGGCGUGUUCCCUCAGCUCAAGUACGUCAAGUUCGACUGCACCAAGUGUGGCGUCACUCUCGGCCCCUUCCAGCAGGAGUCGAACGUCGAGGUCAAGAUUUCGUACUGCCAGAGCUGCCAGUCCCGCGGUCCUUUCACUCUCAACUCGGAGAAAACGGUCUACAGGAACUAUCAGAAGCUCACCCUCCAGGAGUCUCCGGGCACUGUUCCCGCAGGUCGCCUUCCCCGGCACCGCGAGGUGAUCCUGCUGUGGGACUUGAUCGACAAGGCCAAGCCGGGCGAGGAAAUCGAAGUCACGGGCAUCUAUCGGAACAACUACGAUGCUCAACUCAACAACCGCAACGGUUUCCCCGUCUUUGCCACCAUCCUGGAGGCCAACAACAUUGUCAAGUCGCACGAUCAGCUGGCCGGAUUCCGCAUGACCGAGGAGGACGAGCACCAAAUCCGCCAGCUUUCCAAGGACCCGCACAUUGUCGACAAGAUCAUCAACUCGAUCGCGCCCAGCAUCUACGGACACACCGACAUCAAGACGGCAGUUGCCCUUUCUCUAUUUGGCGGCGUAGCCAAGACGACCAAAGGCGCCCACCACGUCAGAGGAGACAUCAACGUGCUCCUGCUCGGCGACCCGGGUACGGCCAAGUCCCAGGUCCUCAAGUAUGUCGAAAAGACGGCCCACCGGGCAGUAUUCGCUACCGGUCAAGGCGCCAGCGCAGUCGGUCUCACGGCUAGUGUUCGGCGAGACCCGCUGACGAGCGAGUGGACGCUCGAGGGCGGCGCGCUGGUGCUGGCCGACAAGGGCACGUGCCUGAUUGACGAGUUCGACAAGAUGAACGACCAGGACCGCACAUCCAUCCACGAGGCCAUGGAGCAGCAGACCAUCUCCAUCUCCAAGGCAGGCAUCGUCACGACGCUCCAAGCCCGCUGCGGCAUCAUCGCCGCCGCCAACCCCAUCGGCGGCCGCUACAACUCGACCAUCCCCUUCUCAGCCAACGUCGAGCUGACCGAACCCAUCCUCUCACGUUUCGACAUUCUGUGCGUCGUCCGCGACACGGUCGAGCCCGAGGAGGACGAGCGCCUCGCCCGCUUCAUCGUCGGCUCUCACAGCCGCAGCCACCCGCUGACCAACAACAACACGCAGGCGACGAUGGUGGCCGGCCAGUCCAUGGAGGUCGAGGCGCCCGACUCGGCGGCACGUGCCGACAGCCAGGCCACCACCGCCGCCGAGCGCAACAACAAUAAAGAAGGCGACAUUCCCCAGGAACUCCUCCGCAAAUACAUCCUCUACGCCCGCGAGCGCUGCUCGCCUAAGCUGUAUCACAUGGACGAGGACAAGGUCGCGCGACUGUUUGCAGACAUGCGCCGCGAGAGCUUGGCCACAGGUGCUUAUCCCAUCACGGUCCGCCACCUCGAAGCCAUCAUCCGCAUCAGCGAGGCCUUCUGCCGGAUGCGCCUCUCCGAGUACUGUUCGGCGCAGGACAUUGACCGCGCCAUUGCCGUCACGGUCAACAGUUUUGUGGGCAGCCAGAAGGUCAGCUGCAAGAAGGCGCUUGCCAGGGCCUUUGCCAAGUAUACCCUGGCGAGGCCUGGUGUUGCUGUUCGUGCGGGGCCCGGGGCUGGGAGGAGGUAAGAGGGGUUAAUGCUUGGGUUUUUCUGUUGGAGGGUUUGGGGUUGAUCUUUUGAUUGUGUGGUGGGUUGUUUGUUGGAGUUCGGCGUUAAGGUUGAAUGGGGGAAUGUGCUUGCUCUUGUCUUAUUGACUGCUUGAGACACGAUGGGAAACACGA